AUGGUGCUGACCGGCCUGCUGUUGGUGAUUGGGGCCGCAAUCGGUGGAGAGGUGGGCAUCGUCGUGGCGCUGGUCUUCGCCAUCGUGAUGAAUUUCGGCGCCUACUGGUUCAGCGACAAGAUAGCCCUGGGAAUGGCCCAUGCCAAACAGAUUACGCCCGAGGAUGAUCCUCAGCUUUUCGUUUUGGUCGAGGAGCAAGCCAGACUCGCCAACAUGCCAAUGCCCAAAGUUUACGAGAUAGACUCGGAAUCACCCAACGCAUUCGCCACCGGCCGCAGCCCGCAACGGGCGGCGGUAGCCGUAACUACCGGCAUUCGCCGCAUCCUGACUCGCGAGGAACUGGCCGGCGUAAUGGCCCACGAGAUGGCACAUGUGGGCAACCGCGAUACUCUGAUCAUGACCGUGGUGGCCACCAUCGCCGGCGCAAUAUCCAUGCUGGCGUUUAUGGCGCAGUUUGCGGCCAUCUUCGGCGGCAUGGGCGGGGGCGGACGUGAUCGGGGCGGCAACAUCAUCAGCCUGCUCAUCAUCGCGAUAGUAAUGCCGCUUGCCGCGACCAUCAUCCGCAUGGCGAUUUCACGUUCCCGGGAAUUCCAGGCUGAUAUCACCGGUGCGCACAAUUGCGGCAACCCCGAAGCUCUGGCCAGAGCGCUGGAAAAGCUGGAAAUGGGCGUAGAAGCGCGGCCCAUGAAAGUGAACGAGGCGGCAUCACAUCUGUUCAUCGUAAAUCCAUUGAGCGGGCGCUCCAUGGCACGGCUGUUCUCGACUCACCCCCCGGUAGAAGAACGGGUGCGGCGGUUGCGGGCCAUGACCAUCCGGCCCAAUUUCUAA
Molecule: messenger RNA, 828 nt
Organism: Geodia barretti
Lineage: Eukaryota; Metazoa; Porifera; Demospongiae; Tetractinellida; Geodiidae
Source: the annotation of a GenBank genome assembly